Postia placenta MAD-698-R-SB12 is the source of this 681-nucleotide messenger RNA. RefSeq lists its product as hypothetical. Gene Ontology annotation, molecular function: oxidoreductase activity. The transcript is spliced from 4 exons. The annotation marks the transcript as partial. NCBI's taxonomy places the organism in Eukaryota, Fungi, Basidiomycota, Agaricomycetes, Polyporales, Adustoporiaceae. The record is from RefSeq and is a predicted model, not a curated record.
UCUUCACGUGGACUCGGCCUCGAGAUCGUGAGGCAGCUGAUCAGGUCUCCCGCCAACCUCGUCAUUGCGACGUGUCGCAAUCCUGCCAAUGCCACUGCGCUGCAGGCGCUUAAGAGCGAUGCGAAAGGGCCGCUUCACAUCAUUCCGCUGGACGUUAGCGACCCCAACUCCAUCAGGAGCUCGGUCAAGACGGUCGGAGAUAUCCUUGGUGAACAAGGGCUCGACUAUCUCUACAACAACGCUGGGAUCACCCCGGGUCCCGAGGCUGCUUUCGACUUUGAGUACUCCGCCUUGCUUGAAACGCUGCAGGUCAAUAUAGCGGCGCCUGCGCUGAUAUCGCAGGUGUACCUUCCUCUCGUUGAGAAGAGCAACCGCAAGGUUAUCGUUAAUGUCUCGAGCGCGCUCGGCAGCCUCGCGCUCAAUACUUGGGGGUCUGUGCAAUCUGUGUACAGUGUCACUAAGGCCGGGCUUAACAUGCUGACGAAAAAGCAGGCAAAUGCCAAGCCUGAUCUCAUCGUGAUCACAGUAUCUCCCGGGUGGACCAAGACAGACAUGGGAGGGUCCAAUGCGACGCUUGAGCCAUAUGAGAGUGUAGAAGGGCAGCUCAAGCUUGUGAAGGGUUUGACGCUGCAGGAUUCGGGCAAGUUCUUCGAUCAAACUGGCGGGAUCCUACCGUGGUAA